Molecule: messenger RNA, 529 nt
Organism: Helicoverpa armigera (cotton bollworm)
Lineage: Eukaryota; Metazoa; Arthropoda; Insecta; Lepidoptera; Noctuidae
Product: cuticle protein 8
Exons: 5
Coding region: 35-529 (164 amino acids)
Cellular component (GO): extracellular matrix
Source: RefSeq, a predicted model, not a curated record
GUGUGUUGUGUCGUUGUGCACCUCAGAUACUAACAUGCGGAUGUUUUUGGUGCUAGCAUGCGUGAGCGCAGCGGUGGCGGUGGCUGUACCAGUCGAGUACGGCGGGUACUACGGGCACGCGCCGGUCGCGGUACACGCCGCCCCAGUGGUACACGCCGCCCCUGUAAUCCAUGCAGCGCCAGUGGUACACGCUGCCCCAUUGGUACAUGCGGUACAAGCUGAGCCUAUUUCUUAUCCAAAGUACGCGUUCAACUACGGAGUGAAGGACCCGCACACCGGCGACAUAAAGUCACAGCAAGAAGAGCGUGACGGAGACGUCGUUAAAGGAAGCUACUCGCUAGUUGAGCCCGACGGUUCUACUCGAACGGUUGCGUACUCCGCUGACGACCACACCGGUUUCAACGCAGUCGUACACAAGUCUGGACAUGCGGUUCAUCCGCAACAAGUGGCAGUAGCGCAUGCGGCUCCUAUUCACUACGCGGCUGCACCCAUCGCAGUGGCUUCCUACGGCCAUGGCUACGGCCACUAG